UUUUUUGUCAUCUUUAUGACCGGUUCACCAUACGAUGCAUUGAAGUAUUUCACCCGGCAUGGAGCUGCAGGACCUCAGCCUGGAGACUGUUGAACGGCACCACAUCAAUGACAUGUGCAACAGCGGCUGAGCUCCUGUGCUGGAACAGGACUAUCGGCUGCGCUGUUCAAUGCUUACAGGCGUUAAUCGUCCGAACAGCCCGUGGCUGACUUAUGUUGUGGAGAUUUUGAGAGAAUAAAACAAAACCAAGGCCAUACCCCAAGCCUCUCCAAGAAGCGUACAAUCCUGUGUCGAGGUGGACGGGCCUCAUCUGCGCCCAUACGUAUCUUCAGCUCUCUCCUGAUGCCUCGAUGCGGAUAUUGGAUGGUAGCCGGACGAUAGGAGGCGUCUGGAGCAAGGAGAAGGUGUACCCAGACCUCUAUGCUCAAAUCGCACACCCUCUCUUCGAGUACAGUUGCUAUCGUAUGCCGGCAGAGGGUCUCAGCCCCGACGGAUUCAUCUCCGGUCAUACUAUUCACAAGUAUCUGACCAGCUUCGCACGCGACCAUGAUUUGGUCCGACGGAUGCAAUUGGAAACAAACGUCACCAAGGUAGAACGUACCACAUCCGGAGGAUGGUCGUUGGAAGUCGACAACGGCCCAGCAGUGACCUGUGACAAGCUUAUAUGGGCUGUUGGUGGUACUUCGAGUCCUAUUGUUCCCAAAUGGCCAAGCAAGAACUUCAGCAGCCCCAUCAUCCAUUCCUCGCAAGUGGGUGACAACCUCGCAGCCAUCGAAAAGAUUGAGACCGCGAUUGUCGUUGGUGCCGCCAAGUCCGCGCUGGAUACCGUCUACAUGUUACUCAAGGCUGGUAAGAAAGUCGACUGGCUCAUUCGCGAGGAAGGUGCCGGACCACUGGCUAUGGCAUCUCCCACGUUUUUCGGACUUUGGAACAUCAUCGAUGUCAUCUCGACUCGAUCAGUGGCAAGCUUCAGCCCUAGCAUCAUGAACACGACCGGUAUCUGGUACAAUGCCAUCAGCCAGACCAGCAUUGGUCGGUUCACGACCAAGGCGAUCUGGUGGGCUGUCGACAAAUACUCAGCAUACUGUGCCGGCUAUUCUGCUAACGAGAACUUUGAAAAGCUCAGGCCAGAGCCACGUGGAUUCGGAUUGUUCUGGGCCCAAGCAGGUCUAGGAGCAGCAUCGGCUCCCGAUUUCUGGAAAACCAUGCAUGAAGGAGACCUCACUGUACACCGAAGUGAGAUCACGUCUUUGACAGACAAAGAUAUCGCACACCUCAAGAGCGGUGCUUCCGUCCAGACAGACAUGAUCUUGGCGUGCUCCGGGUAUGAGAAGCCAUAUAGGUCUUUCGGCAAAGGCUUGCGAGUUGACCUCGGCUUGACCUAUGGCAAGAAUGACACCAUUAAAUGGGCCAAGCUUGAGGCCCAGGGUGAAGAAGAAGUCGACCGGAUGCUACCUAUCCUCAAAGAGUGGAGCCCCCAGGGCGCGAAAAGCUCCCUGGCGCCACACGACGAUGAGCACCUUCACGGACCUAGUCGACAUUACCGUCGUCUCGUCCCACCUUCGGCCGCUGCGCAAAACGACCGCACAAUCUUCUUCCCCGGCAUGGUCCACAGUAUCUUUACUCCUUUGAUUGCUGAGACGCAGGCGCUGUGGGGAUGCGCAUACCUUCUUGGCCACCUCGACCUACCCAACGAAGAGCAGAUGAACCAGGAAGUUGCCACGUUUAACGUGUGGACACGCAAGCGAUACCUGGCCCAAGGCCGCAAACAUGCAUAUGCCAUCUUCGAUUUCCUGUCGUACAUUGACACACUCUGCCGCGAUCUUGGAAUCAAGACCGCAAGGAAGGGCAAUUGGUUCUCUGAGAUGUUCGUACGGUACAAGCCCAGUGACUACAACGGUAUGUUGAAGGAGUUCGCCGAAGCUCAACGCGCCAAGGGAAAAGUGAUCACCUUGGAGAAGAAGAUGGCUUAGGCGCCGUAUCUGUGCAGUUGGUGAGGUGCAAGGCGAGUUUGGUACCUGGCACCCUAAAUCAGACCCAUUUGGACUCCUAAGUUGCGAAUGAGCAAGCAUGCAGGCAAUGCAGAUUCAAUCUGGACAGGAUGGGCGUUCGGCGAUCGUUGUCAAGGAACAGGAGAAUGGCUUCAUCCCUUGACUAGUUCUAUCAUGAGCAAAAGAACCUUGACCUUCGAUCUUCCCACACUCGUCCGAUAAUUACUCUAAAGAAACCGGAACGGAGCAGGCAGAUGAUCGAAUGCGUCGGACAGGGGGAAAAGGGGCUUGUUUCCACCUCAGCCCCGUGAUCCACCGUAUUACGUAUAUGGAGUUGUGCUUCCCACCAGAAGCCCAGACCAUCUUCAGGCAUACC
Exophiala viscosa is the source of this 2367-nucleotide messenger RNA. RefSeq lists its product as uncharacterized. Bases 351 to 1973 code for a protein of 540 amino acids. Lineage: Eukaryota; Fungi; Ascomycota; Eurotiomycetes; Chaetothyriales; Herpotrichiellaceae. The record is from RefSeq and is a predicted model, not a curated record. The transcript is spliced from 6 exons.